AUGGCAGCGCGGUGGAACCAUCUGAGGGUGAGGCACUGGACAGCAGUGCGUCUCUGUGGAAUGCCGAAACGUGCCGUCUCGCCCGAACUGGUAGAUCUGACCUCCUCCCCCAAGCGUCAGCUUGUGGACGCCUCAUCGCAUGCCGCUGUGCCUGAGGAGAGACAGUGCGUCCGGGCCGCCAGCUCCUCCCAUCGGUGGCCCGACUCCCCCUUCCACCUGAUGCGGGUGAGGGGCCUACCCACAUGGGCAAACGAAGGAUCCCUGGGCAUCAAGCUGAGCGAGGUCGUGGCCGGUCCCAUGCGCACAGUCCUGAUAUCCAAUUAUAUGCUGGACUUUGCAUGGCUGCUGAGCGCCUGUCCUGACCUGGCGCGGGCCGAGCGCCUGAUCAUAGUGCAUGGAGAGGGUCAAGACAAGGCGGCAGCCGUGGCGCGUGAAGUCCGGGAGGCUGGCCUGGCCAGCAAGACGACCAUUCACCAGCCACCGCUGCCCAUUCCUUAUGGCACGCACCACAGCAAAGCCUUUGUGAUCCUGUUUGAGCGCGGCGUGCGUGUGGUGGUCCACACAGCCAACCUCAUCUACCCGGACUGCAACAACAAGACGCAGGCUCUCUACACGCAGGACUUCCCCCCCGCGCCAGAUGCCACUGCCAGCCCAUUCCAAGAGUCCCUGCUGGGCUAUCUCGCCCGCCUGCGCAUCCCAGCUUCGGCCUACGAGCCCCUGCGCCGAGCACUGCAGCGGCACAACUUUUCCUGUGCGAGGGCGGCCCUGGUCGCGUCCGUCCCAGGCUACCACCAAAUGGGUGUGUGGGUGGAUGUGGCGGUCUGCCUAUCGACCGGUUUCCUCUUGGCCUACAGCCUGCACCUGGGCGCCUGCAGAGUACAGCAGGGUCCUUGGGCGAGUCAAACAUGCCCACCUCCCGUCUGUCAUGGAGGCAAGCCCCCCACUCCUCCACAUCCCCAUGAUCUCAGCGGCCGGCGACCCGCCCUGGGGCCACCUGUCCCUACGCCGAGAGCUGGCCCGGGAGACUGCCUUCCAGUGCGCGCAUGCGUCUACCCCCUUCCUGGCCCAGUUCAGCAGCCUCGGCUCGGUGGACGCCAGUUGGGUGGACGCCGAGCUGGCCGGUUCCGCCGGAGCGGGGGCCUGGCGCGGGGAGGGGGGAGGGACGGGCGGGAUGCGGGCCCCGCCCGGCAUCGCCACCCUGGUCUGGCCCACCGUGUCCGAGGUCCAGAACAGCCUGGAGGGGUGGCUGGCGGGACGCAGCGUGCCUGGCCCCGCCUCCAACGUCUGCAAGCCCUUCCUAGAGCGGUACUGGCACCGGUGGGGGGGCCAGCCGGUGGGGCGGCAGCGGGCCAUGCCCCACAUCAAGACCUACUGCCGCUUCGAUGCAGCGACGGGGGAGGUGCCCUGGUACCUCACCGCCUCGCACAACCUGUCAAAGGCAGCGUGGGGCGUGCUGCAGAAAAAGGGGACCCAGCUCAUGGUGCGCAGCUACGAGCUGGGUGCCCUGCACCUGCCCAGCCUGGAGGCGGCCUACCUGGCCUCGCAGUGGAGGGGGUAUGA
Molecule: messenger RNA, 1560 nt
Organism: Auxenochlorella protothecoides
Lineage: Eukaryota; Viridiplantae; Chlorophyta; Trebouxiophyceae; Chlorellales; Chlorellaceae
Product: Tyrosyl-DNA phosphodiesterase 1
Exons: 6
Coding region: 1-1560 (519 amino acids)
Biological process (GO): double-strand break repair; single strand break repair
Cellular component (GO): nucleus
Molecular function (GO): 3'-tyrosyl-DNA phosphodiesterase activity; single-stranded DNA binding; double-stranded DNA binding
Source: RefSeq, a predicted model, not a curated record